AUGCUUUCGAGCCUUGGGCGCUGCGAGCCGUUUCCACCGGCAGCACACGACAUCCGUACAGUGCGUGUUGACUUGUCAGCGUUCGCUGAGAAGGUCGAUCACGUCCGCGGAGGUUUCAAUCAAUUUGGCGAGGUCGCCCAUAUCAGCGCCUCGCAUGGCUAUGCCCUUGUCGAGUUCUACGACAUCCGAGCUGCACAGACUCUGCUGGCUGCCUCACAGGGCACAGCAGUUCCCUGGACACCUGAGCAGAACACCACCGCACCAGCCUUGCUGGCAUCGCUGGGAUCUGGCAAUUGGCCUCUUCCGAACUCGGUUCCACAAGGCCUCAUGGCAUACCAGAGCGAGAUCCUUUCGGAGGAAGCUGCAGAUACCACAGAUGCACAGACUCAAGACGCGGAGACAGCGAAGGGAGAGCGUGCGAACAAGCCUGUCAGGACCAAGGUUAGCACGAAGGAAUUUCAGAAGUACGACAUCGAUCCUGAUAGGAUCCAAAGGGGCGAGGAUUCUCGGACUACAGUGAUGAUCAGAAACCUUGUGGGAAUCAGCGCACGCAAGGAUUUUCUCAUGUUCUUGGAGAAGUGUGGUCUGUCAGACAGGUUUACCUUCUUCUACAUGCCUUGCAAGGAGCACCGCAAUGUUCCAGCAGGUUUCGCAUUUGUGAACUUCAUUUCGCCAAUUGAUGUGCACAAACUUGUUGUCAUGGUGAAGAGCGGAUUCUGGCGUGAAUUCAUGAAAGAGCCCACUGUCAAGGCCCCCGCGGUGAGCUAUGCACGCUUCCAGGGUCACGAGGAGCUUGUGAAGCACUUCAGCAGUUCCGCAGUCUUACACGAGCAGGACCCUGAGAAGCACCCAAUUUUCAGGCCUGAAGCGGCAGCCAAGGCGGCGAAGGAGAAAAAACUGGCAAGUUCAAAGAAGGACGAUAGCUCGAUGAAGCCACGAUCCAACACAGCCAACGCGGUCCCACACGCAGUCGGCUUGCAAAAUUCAAUGCCGCCUGGACUGGAGAGCUACAUGGGAACGACUGUUGCAGGUGAAGACAUGGCACAAGCUCCACUGUCGACUCUCCUUGGAUCUCAAGUCAAUGAGAUCACAGCUCUUCUGACCCGUCUGACAGACGCGGAGGCUUCCACAAAGAUUGCCGCCUCGCCACCCGCCUACUUGAAGUCGGCUUUUGCGCAGGGACAAAAUCAAGAAGCCCUCCAAUUCUUGUUGGCCAAGACGAUGCUGCAAGACAACGCCUGCUUCGCGCCGAAGCAGCAACUUGGAGCAAAUGGCGGAUGGGUGCAUAAGAUCGUUGUCAUUGCGCUGGCAGCGCGUCGGAAUCCGCCACCAAUGACAUCAGCCAACGCUCAGCUUCGCUACGGUGUGGCCAUCGGCCUGAAUUGGCCUAGGUUCCAGCUGCGCUGCGGUAUCCAAGAGUUCAUGAUCAAGCAAAUGCAUGCGGCUUUGGCUUUAGCCCUGACGGGAGCACAGGAAUCUGCAUCUACUGCCAUUAAACGGGCUUUGGAUGAGCUCGUAACGCUGCAGUUUCGGUUCAAUCCUGACCGCGAAAGGUUGCAACUGCCGACAGCUUUCAGGACGGUGCUCGGCUGCCAAAUCGACAGCAUGUGGGCGUCCAACCAGGCUCUGAAGGCUUCCGCCCCUGUGGCAGAAAGCAGUUCCACUUCGGCUCUUUCCAACACGGUCUGCAUCUGUGACCCUGAUGGACAGUGGCAGUCCGUGAGUGAAAAGCCCACCAAGGACCUGUCUGAGUUUGGCGAGAUCGCAAGGUUGGACACCAGCCUUGCAGUCAUUGCCCGGUGCGUUUUGGUCACCUACUUUGACAUUCGCUGCGCGCAGCGUUUGAUGCUCUCCUCACCUGGACGCUGUGAACCAUUCCCGCCGGCAGCGCACGAUGUCCGUACUGUGCGUGUCAACUUGUCUGCAUUCGCUGAGGAGGUUGACCACAUGCGCGGUGGCUUCAACCAGUUUGGAGAGGUUGCUCACAUCAGUGCAUCACAUGGACAUGCCAUUGUGGAAUUCUAUGACAUCCGCUCGGCGCAGAUGCUGUUGGCAGCUGCGUCUGGAAGCGCGAUGCCAUGGUCUCCUGAUCAAACAAAUUCUUCGUCUGCUAUGCUCGCAUCCAUGGGAGCAGGUCAGUGGCCUCUUGGAAAUGCAGAUGUUGGAGGUAUGCUGGGCUUCCAGAAUGUGAUGAAUGGUAUGGAGGGACAGAUUGGACAGGAGAUUGCAACUGUUGAGUCACCACAAGCCGAUGACAAGAAGGGUGAGCGCGGCAAUCGUCCGUUAAGGACAAAGGUCAGCACCAAAGAGUUCUCGAAAUACGACAUUGAUCCAGAGAGGAUCGAGCGCGGAGAAGACUCCCGCACUACCGUGAUGGUAAGAAAUGUUGCAGGGAACAACGCUCGCAAGGAGUUCCUGAAUCUCAUGGAAAAGUUUGGCCUUUCUGAUCGCUUCACCUUCUUCUACAUGCCUUGCAAGGAGCACCGGAACGUGCUGGCGGGCUUUGCCUUCGUGAACUUCAUCUCUCCACUUGACGUUCACAAACUCUUUGUUAUGGUGAAGAACGGAGCUUGGCGCGAGGUCAUGAGCAAGUCCCAGACCAAGGCACCUGGUGUGAGCUAUGCCCGGUUCCAGGGGCACGAGGAGUUGGUGGAGCACUUCAGCAGCUCCGCCGUUCUGCAUGAGCAGGAUCCAGAGAAGCGUCCAAUCUUCCGCCCAGACGCCGCAGCAAAGGCGGCCAAGGAGAAGCAGAAGAACGGAUCAAAGAAGGAGAGCAGUCCAUUGCCAAAAGUCUCAAAUGGAGCACCUGGCUUGAUGAACGGCAUGAACGGAAUGAACGGACAUGGCAAUGCGUGGAUGUCUCUCCUCACUUCUGAUGAACUCAAGGAGGCAUCUCAGAAGAUCAUGUCGACACCACCGGCGUACGUGAAGUCAUCCUUAAUGGAAGCGCCAGAGGACGCUAUGGACGCUGCUCCCCCACAGAUGGGGGCCUAAGCCACCCAUGAAAGCCGGGCUGUGGCACCCGGCACCGUCUGAGCAGUCGAUGGAACUGAUGGGGGGAUUGACACCCACCAGUAACAACCACAGUGUUGCCCAUCGGCAUUUUGGCAGGCAGGGCCUUUUGAGGCACUCGCAUUCAUUUUGUUGCGCAGCAUUCCGCGGUUCACUUGAAAGAAGGACCCGGUUUCACUGCAGCAGGCAUGCACUAGUUUAGGGGCUGC
This is a messenger RNA of Cladocopium goreaui, 3221 nucleotides long. The record is from the annotation of a GenBank genome assembly. Lineage: Eukaryota; Dinophyceae; Suessiales; Symbiodiniaceae.